UUUAAAUUACCUACACAAAUUAAUUCAAAAGUCAUACAAUCAACAAUAAUGUACUUUAGCACAUCACUGUUUUUGUGCGUGAAACGGUUAACUUGCAGGUCAGGUGUUGUGAUGCAGGACGUUAAGAGAAACAUGUAUCAAUGCCCAAAUCACUCUGUCCGGAUUGACAUUAGGAAUGUUCAGGAAACACUGGUGGUCUGUAGUCCUCGGCUAGACAGUGUUCUGCAUCCCGGGUAGGAUGCCAGUCCAGUAGACCCGGCCAGAUAUACCACCUCACCUAUAUGUGUGUGGAGAUCACAUGGUUUCUGCAUGCUCUCCUCAUGUUCCUGGCGGCACCUGAUCUCGAUUUCUGAAGAACUCAGACGUCAGACGCCUGCUCCCAGCCUACCCAAACGGAGAUUUACCAUGGGAAUUCACAGUCAACCCAGAAGGAUCCCGACUGUAUCCUCAGUUCAGGAUUUAAGUGGUGUGAGGUUUGGGCACAAAUUCCCCAGACGUGGCCUGAAGCUUCUACACUGGCUGGCAAAUGAAUGGAUCGCAUUUGACGGUGAGGGGAAGAUGGUGGCCAAGACACAUCCCAGAACCAGAGAGUUUGGGUUCCACAUCUUCCACAACAUAGAGCAGAUUUUACCAGUGUUACUGGGAAGCCAGAGCUGUUACUUUGAGGUGGGGAACCUGCAUGCCGAUGGUGCUGCUGCUCUUCCCUUCAGUGUGGCCGACACAGGAAGUGAUAAAAGCAACACCGACCGAAUCAUUGUGAGAAUGGACUCAGGUCAGGUGGUUGGCGAGGUUUACAUCACAGAACACACCCCUCACCAGAACAGCUUCAGUUCUGAAUCUACAUACCGCAUCAGCAGAGGCCUGAUCCGAUCUAUACGAGGUUUGGAGGAGAGCGUCUUCCUCCAGUGGGCUGGGUACAUUCCGGGCAUGUAUGAACAUUUCAUGGAGCAGGAGGAAGAGGAGGAAGAGGAUGAACAUCUCAUACCAAAGAACAGUGAAACCGCUGUUAACAUAGGGGAGGAGGAAGAGGAGGAGGAUGGCCGAUCCAGUCGCGAUGAUAGGUGUUGCUGCGUUAUACUGUGA
Messenger RNA from Brienomyrus brachyistius, 1083 nucleotides. RefSeq lists its product as uncharacterized. The record is from RefSeq and is a predicted model, not a curated record. The transcript is spliced from 4 exons. The coding region runs from base 310 to 1083 and encodes 257 amino acids. Lineage: Eukaryota; Metazoa; Chordata; Actinopteri; Osteoglossiformes; Mormyridae.